Messenger RNA from Saprolegnia diclina VS20, 748 nucleotides. RefSeq lists its product as hypothetical. The transcript has a single exon. NCBI's taxonomy places the organism in Eukaryota, Oomycota, Saprolegniomycetes, Saprolegniales, Saprolegniaceae. The coding region runs from base 28 to 537 and encodes 169 amino acids. The record is from RefSeq and is a predicted model, not a curated record.
AAAGCCGGGAUUUUCUGCACGUUGGCCAUGGCCCCGAGCACGGAGGUCAACUUCAGCCUCGGCUUCAAGAGCCCGUGCUUCUUCACGAUGCUCAACCUCGCCGGGUACCAGAUCCCGCUCCUUGAGCGCAGCGUCCUCGAGUGGUGCGAGCGCAUCGUCGCCGUCCUCAACAAGGAGCGUUUCGAGGGCACGCUCGACGGCAUUGUGCACUCCCAGCUCGAAGCCAAGACGCGGCCGCUCUUCGCCGUCAAGAUGGUCUCGGGCUUUGCCAACGACGGUACGUCGUCGCCGCGCAUCAUGCUCGGGUCGGAGCAAGGCGCCGCGGUCACACUCGCGCACGAGAUCGCAGUCGCCCUCGUCGACGCCAUCAUGAUCGCCGAGGCGCCGAUUAGCGCCAAAGACCUCGCGACGACCAAGCGCCACGUCGCACAGCUUCAGAAGCGCAUUGCCAAGGCUGCACCAGGCGACCAAGUCUACGCGAUAAUUGUCGACCGCAAGUACCACGAGACCCGACCGAAACGGCAUCCACCAACAUGAUUUGCGUCGUGCUUGCCAUCUCUCUUGCAGCAUACCAAGGUCUACUCAAGUCUGCGCUUCGGUGCACUCUUGGUCACUCUUGUACAAUCGUCUUGUUUGCAACAAAGUAGAAAGGACGGGUUUGAAGCCAACCAACGGAGCCACCAUCUCACAACCCUCUCGUAUUUGCAAGGGGCAAUAAGAGAGCAUCUUAUUGACCCAUGACAGUUCC